This is a messenger RNA of Salvelinus fontinalis (brook trout), 3197 nucleotides long. Its product is annotated as SWI/SNF-related matrix-associated actin-dependent regulator of chromatin subfamily E member 1-like. Bases 1341 to 2444 code for a protein of 367 amino acids. NCBI's taxonomy places the organism in Eukaryota, Metazoa, Chordata, Actinopteri, Salmoniformes, Salmonidae. Gene Ontology annotation, biological process: negative regulation of DNA-templated transcription. The transcript has 9 exons. Gene Ontology annotation, molecular function: nucleosomal DNA binding; nuclear receptor binding. Gene Ontology annotation, cellular component: SWI/SNF complex. The record is from RefSeq and is a predicted model, not a curated record.
UACACCUUAGCCAAAUACAUUUAUACUCAGUUUUUCACAAUUUAUGACAUUUAAUCAGAGUAAAAAUUCCCUGUUUUAGGUCAGUUAGGAUCACCACUUUAUUUUAAUGUGAAAUGUCAGAAUAAUAGAGUGAUUUAUUUAAGCUUUUAUUUCUUUCAUCACACUCCCAGUGGAUCAGAAGUUUACACACACUCAAUUAGUAUUUGGUAGUAUUGUCUUUAAAUUGUUUAACUUGGGUCAAAUGUUUUGGGAAGCCUUCCACAAGCUUCCCACAAUAAAUUGGGUGAAUUUUGUCCCAUUCCUCCUGACAGAGCUGGUGUAACUGAGUCAGGUUUGUAGGCCUCCUUGCUCGCACACACUUUUUCAGUUCUGUCCACAAAUUUUCUAUGGGAUUGAGGUCAGGGCUUUGUGAUGGCAAUUCCAGUACUUUGACUUUGUCCUUAAGCCAUUUUGCCAAAACUUUGGAAGUAUUCUUGGGGUCAUUGUCCAUUUGGAAGACCCAUUUGCGACCAAGCUUUAACUUCCUGACUGAUGUCUUUAGCUGUUGCUUCAAUAUAUCCACAAUUUUCCUCCCUCAUGAUGCCAUCUCUUUUGUGAAGUGCACCAGUCCCUCCUGCAGCAAAGCACCCCCACAACAUGAUGCUGCCACCCCCGUGCUUCACGGUUGGGAUGGGGUUCUUUGGCUUGCAAGCAUCCCCCUUUUUCCUCCAAACAUAACGAUGGUCAUUAUGGCCAAACAGUUAUAUUUUUGUUUCAUCAGACCAGGGGACAUUUCUCCCAAAGGUACUAUCUUUGUCCCCAUGUGCAGUUGCAAACCGUAGUCUGGCUUCUUUAUGCCAGUUUUGGAGCAGUGGCUUCUUCCUUGCUAAGCGGCCUUUCAGGUUAUGUCGAUAUAGGACUCGUUUUACUGUGGAUAUAGAUACUUUUGUACCUGUUUCCUCCAUCUUCACAAGGUCCUUUGCUGUUGUUCGGGGAUUGAUUUGCACUUUUCACACCAAAGUACGUUCAUCUCUAGGAGACAGAACGCGUCUCCUUUCUGAGCGGUAUGACGGCUGCGUGGUCCCGUGGUGUUUAUACUUGCGUACUAUUGUUUGUACAGAUGAACGUGGUACCUUCAGGCGUUUGGAAAUUUCUCCCAGGGAUGAACCAGACUUGUGGAGGUCUACAAUUAUUUUUCUGAGGUCUUGGCUGAUUUCUUUUGAUUUUCCUGUGAUGGCAAGCAAAGAGGCAUUGAGUUUGAAGAAAGGCCAUCAUAUGCACCUCCCCCCACCCCAGCCCCCACAACUAAUUCCUCAGGAAUCACUGUUCCCAAGCCGCCCAAACCACCAGACAAGCCGCUGAUGCCCUACAUGCGGUACAGCCGGAAGGUAAGCAGGAAGGUCUGGGACCAAGUCAAAGCCUCCAAUCCAGAUCUGAAGUUAUGGGAGAUUGGAAAGAUUAUUGGUGGCAUGUGGAGGGACCUCACUGAAGAGGAGAAGCAGGACUACUUGAAUGAAUAUGAAGCGGAAAAGAUUGAGUACAACGACUCCCUGAAGGCCUACCACAACUCACCGGCUUACCUGGCCUACAUCAACGCCAAGAACCGUGCAGAGGCGGCUCUGGAGGAGGAGAGCAGACAGCGGCAGACGCGCGUUGAGAAGGGAGAACCUUACAUGAGCAUCCAGCCUGCUGAAGACCCAGAUGACUAUGAUGAUGGGUUCUCCAUGAAGCACACGGCCACCGCUCGCUUCCAGAGGAACCACCGGCUCAUCAGUGACAUCCUCAGUGAGAUUGUGGUGCCAGAUGUGCGCUCUGUCGUCACCACUGCACGCAUGCAAGUCCUCAAGCGCCAGGUCCAGUCCCUCAUGGUGCACCAGAGGAAGCUGGAAGCAGAGCUGCUGCAAAUAGAGGACCGGCACCAGGACAAGAAGAGGAGGUUCCUGGAGACUACAGACUCCUUCAACAGUGAGCUCAAACGGCUGUGCGGUCAGAAGGUGGAGGUAGACAUGGAGAAGCUGGCAGUAGAGAUUGCUGCGGCAGAGGAAGCUGCUAGGCGGCGGGCGGAGGAGAGGGAGAAGGAAGCGGCGGAGCAGGCAGAGAAGGCUGCCCAGGAACAGCAAGAGCAGCAGCAGGCAGCAGCAGCCUCCCCUUCAUCUACCCUGCCCAUCACUGAACAGAACAACACCACCCCACCAACCGCAGAGACCAAGGAGGACCAGGACAAGCCAACCCCUAUGGAGACAGAAGAGACUCCUGCAUCAGAUACAUCUGAGACCCAGCCUGAGGCUGAGGAGGGCACACCUGCUGCAGAGAAGCAGCAGGGCCCGCCGGUGGAGAGCGUCACGGACGAGGGCACCAGUGACAGCACCGCCCCAUCCGAAAGCAGCACCGGACCCCCUGCAGACCCCCCUGCUUCAGCUGAGCCUGCCCCAGAGGAACGCCCAGCCAGCCAGCCCUCCCAAUAACUUCUCUGUUGAAGGGCACACCUCUCUCUGAGCACACCCUCUAACCUAUAGACUAGGGCCAUGUUUUGUGGGCACAGUGCUGCAUAUCAAAAAUAUUGGCAUGUACAGAAGUGAUUUCAUGGGUAGAGAUGUCCAUAAUUUUGUACAUUCUGUAUGUUAUUUGCGAUGUCGUGCAACCCUGUGCCCUUUUAAAUAUGACCCUGUGAUGUUCUUCCACCAUCCCCACACUCGGUUUGUGUGUUUGACAUUUCUAUUGAUCUUGCAAUGGACCUCUGGAUUCAUACCACAAGCCAACAGUUCCUCUUUAGCUAUUUGCUAUUGGCGUUGAUAGAACAGGGAAGGGCCUUGGCCUAAUUUAUUCCAUACCCAAUUGACAACUAUUUUUACAUGCUAUUUUUGUUGCCUAUUUUUAUCUAACUUUUAGUUAGUAAUCAAUAUGGUGUGGACUGUUAGUGAUGGAUAAAAUUCAGAGUUCUUUUGAAAUGGCCAGUCCUUGAAUAUCACCUAUUAUAUCACAGCAAAUGGAUGAUUGUGAACUGUUUUACAUGAGCUGUUUGCAACUGCACAGCUGUGUCAAACCAUGUUGCUGUGUAUCACAACUAGAGAAAUGGUCAUGAACCUCAGAUAAAACCUCAACCUUUCAAAUGACUGUUUUUACUUGAAUUUGAAUGAUUUUAGUAUGCCUCUGCGAUUUGCAUCUUUUUUGUACUGUCAAGCCUCUUGCCCAAAUAAAAGUAAUUUCUGUCUUUAGGA